This is a messenger RNA of Anisakis simplex (herring worm), 1425 nucleotides long. NCBI's taxonomy places the organism in Eukaryota, Metazoa, Nematoda, Chromadorea, Rhabditida, Anisakidae. The record is from the annotation of a GenBank genome assembly.
AUGGAUUUGAAUGAGGAAAUAAAUGUGAAUGGUAUGACGCAGCCAGAAUUGCUGAGUAUGACCGUCAAUGAAAUUGUAUCAACACUCAUACAAGCGCAUAAGAACAAUAAAGAUGUUGACUUGAAUAAACUGAAAUGUGCCGUAGCGCGUAAACAUAAACUGGCAAAGCAACCGAAACUUGUCGAUAUCAUCGCUGCCGUUCCGCCCGAUUAUAAGAAAAUAUUGAUCCCGAAACUGAAGGCAAAACCGAUCCGAACGGCGAGUGGUAUAGCUGUAAUCGCCGUUAUGUGUAAACCGCAUCGAUGUCCACAUAUCAACUUUACUGGUAACAUAUGUGUAUAUUGUCCGGGUGGGCCGGAUUCCGAUUUUGAAUACAGCACGCAGUCAUACACUGGUUAUGAACCGACAUCAAUGAGGGCGAUUCGUGCCCGAUAUGAUCCGUUCCUUCAGACCAGAAGUCGUCUCACACAGUUGCAACAACUUGGUCAUCCUGUUGAUAAGGUUGAGUUUAUCAUAAUGGGUGGCACGUUCAUGUCGUUACCACAAGAUUAUCGAGAGUAUUUCAUCCGAAGUCUUCACGAUGCCCUCAGUGGACAUACAAGCUCAACGGUUGCUGAGGCUGUAGCGUUCAGUGAACGAAGUCGUAUAAAAUGUAUCGGAAUAACAAUAGAAACGCGGCCUGAUUACUGCAUGCCGAGACAUUUGGAUGCGAUGCUAUCGUAUGGAUGUACACGGCUUGAGAUUGGUUUGCAGUCGACCUAUGAAGAUGUUGCACUGCACACGAAUCGAGGACAUACGGUGGCCUCUGUAUGUGAAGCGUUUCAAAUGGCCAAAGAUGCAGGUUUUAAAGUGGUUAUUCAUAUGAUGCCGAAUCUGCCGAACGUUACCGUUGAACGUGAUCUGCAACAAUUCAAAGAGCUCUUCGAAAAUCCAGCCUUUCAACCGGACGGCCUCAAAAUCUAUCCAACGCUUGUCAUUCGUGGUACUGGACUCUACGAACUAUGGAGAACUGGCAAAUAUAAGAGCUAUCCACCAGAGGUACUGGUCGAUCUAGUUGCCAGAAUUCUAUCGUUAGUUCCUCCAUGGGUGAGGGUCUAUCGAGUUCAGCGGGACAUCCCAAUGCCAUUAGUCUCUAGUGGUGUUGAAUACGGUAAUCUCAGAGAAUUAGCUCUGAAGAGAAUGGAUGAACUUGGUCUGAAAUGUCGAGAUGUACGCACACGCGAAGUUGGUAUUCAGGAAAUUCAUAAUAAAGUGAGUCCAUAUGAUGUUGAAUUAGUGCGUCGUGAUUAUGAGGCGAACGGAGGAUGGGAAACGUUCAUCUCAUACGAAGAUCCUAAUCAGGAUAUUCUGGUUGGUUUGUGCCGACUUCGUAAAUGCUCUGAAAAAGCUCAUCGACCUGAAUUGCAGGUGAGUAAUUGCAGUUAA